Molecule: messenger RNA, 2785 nt
Organism: Trifolium pratense (red clover)
Lineage: Eukaryota; Viridiplantae; Streptophyta; Magnoliopsida; Fabales; Fabaceae
Product: probable metal-nicotianamine transporter YSL6
Exons: 7
Coding region: 324-2360 (678 amino acids)
Cellular component (GO): vacuolar membrane
Molecular function (GO): oligopeptide transmembrane transporter activity
Source: RefSeq, a predicted model, not a curated record
AACUAACAAUACUAUACCAUUACCAUCAUCUUCUUCUUCAUUGACACAUUGAAGCACAAAAUCAGAUUUUUACUCAUCCACAUCCCUUAUCCCAUUUCCCACCAACCCAUGCAUCUUUCAUCAUUUCUCCCAUACCCAAUUCUAAUAAUAAUUUACUAUUAAUUUCACAUUCAUUUUAUCUCUUAUAAUUGUAAUAUAUCCAAAUCCAUAAUUUUCUCUCUUGUUAUUCUCGUUAUUAAUUUUCUAUUUAUUCUCAAUCUCAACACUAUUCACAAUCUCAGAUUCAUUGAAUUCAAAACCCACAAAAACAAAUUUUCAUCAUCAUGGGUACAGAAACAUCAUCAAGGGACAUAACAGAACCAUUUAUUCAACAAGAUCCACAAAACAACAACAAUGAAAAAAAUGAAUUUUUAACCGAACCAGUUCCUGAAUGGAAAGAACAAAUCACAAUAAGAGGUUUAGUUGUGAGUGCUGCUUUGGGUUGUUUGUUUUGUAUAAUAACCCAUAAACUUAAUCUCACUGUUGGGGUUAUUCCUUCUCUUAACGUUGCUGCUGGUUUGCUUGGUUUUUUCUUUGUUAAAACAUGGACUGGUUUGUUGACAAAGAUUGGGAUUUUUACUAAGCCUUUUACUAGACAGGAGAAUACUGUUAUUCAGACUUGUGUUGUUGCUUGCUAUGGUCUUGCGUUUAGUGGGGGGUUUGGUUCAUCCUUGAUUGCAAUGGAUCAAAGAACAUAUGAACUCAUUGGCCCGGAUUAUCCUGGUAAUAGAGCUGAAGAUGUUAAAAAUCCAGGCUUGGGAUGGAUGAUCGGUUUCAUGUUUGUUGUCAGUUUUCUUGGACUUUUUAGUCUUGUACCACUUCGUAAGGUUAUGGUCUUGGAUUAUAAGCUUACAUAUCCCAGUGGAACAGCCACAGCAAUGCUGAUCAACAGUUUCCAUACAAAAACUGGAGCAGAACUUGCAGGGAACCAAGUUAAGCAACUUGGAAAGUAUUUAAGCAUAAGUUUCUUUUGGAGUUGCUUUAAGUGGUUCUUCAGUGGUGUUGGAGAUUCAUGUGGAUUUGACAAUUUUCCUAGCUUUGGUCUGACACUAUUUAAGAACACAUUCUACUUUGACUUCAGUCCAACUUAUGUUGGAUGUGGUCUUAUAUGUCCUCAUAUAGUCAACUGCUCAGCUCUCCUUGGAGCUAUUGUAUCAUGGGGUUUUCUGUGGCCUUUCGUCUCCAAGCAUGCCGGGGACUGGUAUCCAGCUGACCUUGGUAGCGAUGAUUUCAAAGGUCUUUAUGGAUACAAGGUAUUUAUAUCUAUUGCCCUUAUUUUAGGGGACGGUAUUUACAAUCUGAUAAAGAUUAUACUGAUAACCGUUAGGGAGAUGUGGAAGACAAGAUCUAAACAGAACAGCCUUCCUGUUGUGACUGAGGUUCAUGAUGGUGAUAGUUCUGAACUGCAUUUAGAAGAAAAGAAGAGGAAUGAAAUAUUUUUGAAGGACGGAAUACCAACUUGGUUUGCAGCCUCGGGAUAUGUAGGCUUGGCAGCGAUAUCCAUUACAACAAUACCAAUUAUUUUCCCUCCUCUCAAAUGGUACUUGGUUCUAUGCUCUUACAUCCUUGCCCCUGCGUUAGCCUUUUGCAACUCUUAUGGCACAGGGCUCACAGAUUGGAGUCUUGCAUCUACAUACGGAAAGAUUGGUCUUUUCAUCAUUGCGGCAGCAGUUGGUACAAAUGGCGGAGUAAUUGCAGGUAUAGCAUCUUGUGCUGUGAUGAUGUCCAUUGUUGCAACCGCAGCCGAUCUCAUGCAAGAUUUCAAGACUGGUUACCUAACCCUUUCAUCGGCAAAAUCCAUGUUUGUGAGUCAGCUAAUAGGAACAGCUAUGGGAUGUAUAAUUGCUCCCCUCACAUUCUGGAUGUUCUGGACUGCCUUUGAUGUAGGCUCACCCGAUGGCCCUUACAAAGCACCAUACGCUGUUAUAAUGCGAGAAAUGGCCAUUCUCGGUGUUGAAGGAUUCUCAGAACUUCCAAAGUAUUGCAUUGAAAUGUGCUACGGUUUCUUCGCAGCAGCAUUAGCUGUCAAUCUUAUAAGAGACGUGACUCCGAAGAAAUAUUCACAGUACAUUCCUAUUCCAAUGGCAAUGGCAGUUCCUUUCUACAUCGGUGCUUACUUUGCAGUCGAUAUGUUUAUCGGAACUGUAAUAUUGUUCGUUUGGGAACAGUUGAAUAGAAAAGCUUCCGAAGACUAUGCUGGAGCUGUUGCUUCCGGUUUGAUUUGUGGCGAUGGAAUAUGGACUAUUCCUUCAGCAAUUCUCUCUAUUUUGAGGGUUAAUCCACCGAUCUGCAUGUACUUUGGACCUUCCGCAAGCAGCUGAGUUACGGAGCAACUUUCCCCACCCCCAAAUUUCUAAAACCAAACAUGGUCUUGGAAGUGUACUUUCAGACAACAUAAUUUGUCCGAAGAAAGUCUAUUUUCUGAAGGCAUACAAAUUGUUCCGAAUGUGUACAUCCGAAGUAAUUUCGGGGCGGGAAAAAAGUAACUUCCACUAUGUUAAGCAUAUUUUAGGUUGUCCUUAAAACCUUAAUGUUAGUUGGUCUUGUGUUUGUGUUUGUAAAUAAAUCAAAUAUAUUACUUUGCAUUUGUCUAAGUAAAUAUUAGGGGUAAUUAAUUUAUCUAUGUUUCUUAUGUCUUUGGAAAGUAGAAAGACAAAAGGGGAAGGGGUGCCUUCCUUGUGUUGGCUAGUCUUAUCUUAUAUUACAUUCAGAUUCGGGGUAAUUAAUUUGUCCAUGUUUUUUAUCA